This is a messenger RNA of Coccomyxa subellipsoidea C-169, 3846 nucleotides long. RefSeq lists its product as hypothetical. Gene Ontology annotation, molecular function: RNA binding. The record is from RefSeq and is a predicted model, not a curated record. Gene Ontology annotation, biological process: mitochondrial RNA processing; regulation of mitochondrial mRNA stability. Bases 1 to 3282 code for a protein of 1093 amino acids. Lineage: Eukaryota; Viridiplantae; Chlorophyta; Trebouxiophyceae; Coccomyxaceae. The transcript is spliced from 22 exons. Gene Ontology annotation, cellular component: mitochondrial matrix; ribonucleoprotein granule.
AUGGCGGUGCAGCAGUGGCAUACCAGUCCCCUCAGCCUCCUGAUGCCGAUUGGGGAUGAGCUGAAAGUCUGUGCAGGCAUGGGCAACGGAGCCCAGUGGCAGGCAUACAAUGCGCAGUGGGCUGCGUACGCGUGGCAGUCAGAGGCCGGCAUGUAUGGGGCGUACGCGGCCCCCCAAGCACCCCCCAUGAUGCCGGCCCUCCCUCAGCAGCUGCCUGGGGAUCAGGCUUCGGCCUUUGCUCCCUCCACUCCCCACCCACAGGUGAUGCCAUAUGCUGUGGUCAACCCCUACAGCCCACAGUACUAUGGCGGGGCGCCAAUGGCAUACACCUGGCCCAUCGGCUACUCUCCGGCCCCGGGUCCGUACGCGCCGUAUCCGCAGGCGAUGCCCCCUCCCGGGCCCCCUCAAGGGCAUGCUGCUGGCCACUGGCAGACCCAUGACCCCCGCAUGCUGCGUCCCUACGAGCACUCUCACAGUGCAGGCAGGAGACCCUGGAUGGGGUCGCCUCCAGGCAGGCCGGUGAAGCGCGCGCGCACCAACUUUGCAGGGCCGGUGCCGGAGUGCGUGCACAUCAACAAGCGCAUCACCGCCGCUCAGUCUGCAGAGGCUGUGAUUGGCGUGGUGCAGCAGGAGCUGGACAAGUUUGACGCUGUGUGCAUGGCCACUGCGCUGCACACGCUGGCCUCCAUGCGUGCCAGCGCGCAGCAGUACGCCGCCCUCUUCGAGCGCCCUGAAGUCCUGCGCCUGAUGCAUGUCAUCGGCACGAGGCUGACCGAUUUCACGGCGCGCAACCUGUCCAACAGCCUGUGGGCGCUGGCCAAGAUGGGGCACAACCCGGGCGAGGCCAUGCUCAACGCCAUGGCCGCAGAGGUCGCCAAGAAGCUGGACGGCUGCAACGCGCAGAACUUGGCCAACAUUGCCUGGUCGUACGCGACGCUGAGCCACACUCCAGGGGAGGAGCUGCUGGAGGCGAUUGCAGUCAAAGCCCAGAAGAAGCUGGCCGAGUUCUCCUCCCAGAACAUCUCCAAUCUGCUCUACGCCUUCGCCAAGCUGGAGCACAAGCCCAGCACCUUCCUGGAGCAGGCCUCCCGCGCUGCCAUGCCCAUCCUCGGAAGCUUCACUCCCCAGGCUCUGUCAAACACUGUAUGGGCCCUGUCCAAGCUGGACACGCUGGACGAGGAGCUGUUCAUUGCCAUCGUGCAGCAGGUCCUCGGCAAAUUGACCAGGUUCAAUGCGCAGAAUGUGGCCAACACGGUGUGGGGAUUUGCAAACCUUGCAUUUGACCCUGGCCAGCCGCUGUGGGAUGCUGUUGCACAGAAUGGCAUCUACACCAUGCAUGAGUACAGCCCACAGAACAUCGCCAACGUCCUGUGGAGCUAUGCCAAGAUGGGCAAGCGCUAUGAAGCCCUGCUCACAGCCGCAUCGGCCCAUGCAGCUCACACCAUGUCAACCUUUCAGCCCCAGUCUGUGGCAAACUUCUGCUGGGCGUAUGCAACGCUGAAUGUGGCUCCCUCAAGCCAAUGCCUGACGGCCCUGGCAGAGCAUGCAAAUCACACCCUCAUGCAGUUCUCCCCGCAGAACAUCUCCAACACUGCCUGGGCCUUGGCAACGCUCCAGUUCAAGCACAUGGGGCUCAUGGGCAAUGUGGCAAGUGAGGUCACUGCCAGGCUGUCCGGCGCUGAGGCAUCCGCCUUCAGCCGGCAGCAUCUGGCCAACCUGAUAUGGGCCUUUGCCACGCUGGAGCUGGACCCUGGAGCGGCCAUGUCGCGGGUGGUGGCGAAUGCCAUGGCAGAGAGGGCGUCAAACUGCAACCCGCAGGAGAUCAGCAACACAGUCUGGGCCUAUGCCAAACUCCGCUUCUAUGACGCUGCCGUCCUGGAUACCUUUGCAAAUGAAGCCACGCGUCGCAUUGAGGAGUUCAGCCAACAGAACCUGGCCAACCUUGCAUGGGCGAUGGGAAAGCUGUCCCACUUCCAUGAAGGACUCCUGGAUGCAAUUGCUGAGCAUGCAACUGCAAUGGUCCAGGAUCUUUCCCUGCAGCACGUGAGCAACAUCCUGUGGACGUAUGCGUCCUUCCUGCACCUGAAACCGGCCAUGACUUCAGCGUUUGUGGGCGAGAUCGAGCGCCGCCUAAAUACAGAAGCCUUCAACCCCCAGCAGCUGUCCAACCUCCUUUGGAGCCUGUGCAUUGCUGAGCUGUGCUCGGAGGAGAUCUGGAAGGGCAUCAUGGCCCAGAUUGAGACUCUCGGCAUUGCUGCAAAGGACCUGCCCGAGGAGGCCCUGACUCAGAUCUACCAGGCGUACCUGCUGAUGCGCGUGGACCGGCCGCAGCUGCAGCUGACCAUGCCGGCUCAGCUGCUGCCGGCGGCGCACCACACGUGGCUGGAGAGCUGCAAGAACGUGCGCAUCUCCGCGCUGCACCGGGACGUGGCGCGCGUGCUGACGGAGCACGGCAUCCCCCACAACAUCGAGCAUGUGACCGAGGACGAGCUCUUCUCCGUCGACAUCGCACUGCCGGAGGAGAAGAUUGCGAUCGAGGUGGACGGGCCUCAUCAUUUCACGGCCAACACCCUGGCGGUGACUGGGGAGAUGCUGGCGCGCCAGAAGCUGCUCAAGGCGCGCGGCUGGGCCGUCAUCUCCGUUCCAUUCUUCCGCUGGUCCGGCCUCUCCGACACCCAGCGCACCGACUGGUUCUUCCCGGAGAUCGCGCAGGCGCGCGCAGCGCAGGCGCAGCGGCACAUGUGGCUGGGGCCCCCUCCGCCCGUCCCUCCGCCGCGGCCGCCACCGCCGCGCCCCCCACCAGGCAACCCAGCUGUCCGCACCGCUGCGUUGCCUCCGGCCGCUUAUGCGUCCCCACCGCCUCCGGGCCCGGCAUGGCCGCCUGCAGCCUACCAGCUUGGCAGUCCCCCUGCUCCAGCUGCCGUCAUCAAGACUGAGGCUGCGCAUGGUACUCCUGGGGGACUGGCAGAUGCACAGCAUGCCCUGGCGCCUGCCUCGGUGUCGCACUACGCUGCACCAGCCAGCAAGCCAGUCACUGAGGCAGUCAAGACUGAGUUGCCGGCAGCGGCAGUCCAGGAGGAAGCCAUGCCAGUGCCAGGAGAUGGGGGCAAGGCGCUGUCCAGCCAGCAAGCCCACAGCUCUGUGGAGCCAUCAUCUCCGGUGCAGCCGUCAAGCAGUCCGCCUGAGCAUGCAGUGACGACCCUGCAGUCAGCAGCAGAGCCAGCAGAAGGUGAGGCUGCGCAGCAGAGCCUUCCAGUUGGUGACAGUGAGCACCCGCAGUGAUGAGGAAUUGCAGCGUCUGCCUGUAGCAGGCAUGAGAGCAGCAUCCCUUUUGAGGACACAGAAGCAUCUGCAUGCAGGACCUUGCCUCAUACCGCAUGACGGAGGUCUGCAGCUGUCAAUACAGCUACGUAGUAGGCACCUUUGCAGGGCUCUGGAAGCCGCUGUUGGAUGCGCUAGCAUAUUCACAAAAUAAUAUGGCCCAGGUGGUGUUGGUACUGCUCUGGGACAAGAGCGAUAGAUAUUUCUUGCCGUUGUGUUCGGUUCAAGGAUUUCUCUCUGUCUGUUCUUACAGCACCAAGCGCAUCUGCCUAGGUAGUACAGCUAAACCAAGAGCUCAACAGCUCUGACGAGCAAAGGAUGUGCACAUGCCCCUAAGCAUGCAUGACCAUAUUGGGAAGUGGGUACAAUGGUCAAUGUUGUACAGAUGCCCUGGGUUGAUGAUUUCUCAAUCUCCUGUCAUCAGGUUUUUCCGGUUGCUGGUCAUGUCACAUCAAUAUGUGCACCACGACUGUCUGCAUGGACAUCACGGCCAUGAUGGCUGCUGUAAAUUGAAAUAGACUUUAC